Messenger RNA from Cinclus cinclus, 1387 nucleotides. It is a transcript of the gene RAB5C, whose product is annotated as RAB5C, member RAS oncogene family. The transcript is spliced from 6 exons. NCBI's taxonomy places the organism in Eukaryota, Metazoa, Chordata, Aves, Passeriformes, Cinclidae. Gene Ontology annotation, molecular function: GTP binding; GTPase activity. The coding region runs from base 150 to 800 and encodes 216 amino acids. The record is from RefSeq and is a predicted model, not a curated record.
CGGAACGGGUGAAGGCGGAAGUGAGGGCCGGGGCCUCCGAGACGCACCGGCGGGAGCGGCGCUGCGGGCGUUGCAACCUGCCUAUAGGUGGAUCCCAGUACAGAACCUGCAGCAUCCUUAACUCUUGGCACUCCUGCACUUAAACCACAAUGGCAGGUCGAGGUGGAGCUGCCCGACCGAAUGGACCAGCUGCUGGGAACAAAAUUUGCCAGUUUAAACUUGUUCUCUUGGGCGAGUCUGCGGUGGGGAAGUCCAGCCUGGUCCUGCGCUUUGUGAAGGGGCAGUUCCACGAGUACCAGGAGAGCACAAUUGGAGCUGCCUUCCUAACACAGACAGUGUGUCUGGAUGACACGACAGUGAAGUUUGAGAUCUGGGACACGGCGGGGCAGGAGCGAUACCACAGCCUGGCCCCCAUGUACUACCGGGGGGCUCAGGCAGCCAUUGUGGUCUACGACAUCACGAACACAGACACAUUUGUACGAGCCAAGAACUGGGUGAAAGAGUUGCAGAGGCAGGCUAGCCCCAAUAUUGUAAUUGCACUAGCAGGAAACAAGGCAGACCUUGCUAACAAGAGAGCUGUGGACUUCCAGGAUGCACAAACAUAUGCAGAUGACAACAGCUUGCUGUUCAUGGAGACGUCAGCGAAGACAGCAAUGAAUGUGAAUGAAAUCUUCAUGGCAAUAGCCAAGAAACUGCCAAAAAAUGAACCCCAGAGUGCUCCUGGUGGCCCAGGCAGGAAUCGGGUGGUGGACCUUCAGGAGAGCAGCCAGCCGAGCAGAAGCCAGUGCUGCAGCAACUGAGCAGCUGCUCUGGCCCACGAGCCCUUGGAGGACGUGACUGGAACCCACGCUAACGAUCGCACUUACCGUAGGGCGGCUGCUGCCGGCACCGCUGUGAUUCUCCAUCCCUUUCUGAUCAUAGGCUGGAGGGAGUUCUUCCACCUGCACCUUUCUGUACAAAUACUAAUUCAAUUCUAAGUCUUAAGUCACUUUUUUAAUAUAUGAACUUCUGCUCUUCCCUCUUCCUGGUGGUGGUGGAUGCAGGACCUGGUGUCUGCCCAGCCAGCGUGGCCGUCCCGCAGGUGAGGCCAGCAGCACCCAGGUCCCACAGCACUGUAGUUCACUAUGGGAAACAAAGGGAUAUUGGGACACGUGUUGAAAGUUCCCUGUCUGUACGAGCUGAGGCUGAUCCCAUACGAUGUGCCCAGAACAACCACUAAACUGUAGCAUUAGAGACAAACUCCGGCUCUUGGGCCACUUAUUGACCAAAUCAGUGAUGAGUAUUUGGGGUGGGGCAGAGGGAAGCAAAACUGGUUUCUUCUGUAUUUUGUAUUGUAUGUUUCUCCAUGUAACCAAUCAGUAUCUUGUCAAUAUAGUACAUCCAACGA